GAAGCAGCCGCGCGCGGUGCCUGUCCCUGUGGGUCUCCUCGGCAUGCGGCCACUGCCUCCCACCACCCACCUCCGCGCCAUGGGGCCAGAGCCGGCGGCCCAGAAACAGCCCCCGCCUCGUAAGCGAAGCCGCCGGGCCUCCGGUCUCAGCGCUGGCGGCGCCGCGAGGUCUUCGGCCGACACCCCCGACCCCAGGCCGGAAGGGAGAAUCCCAUCUUUCCGAGAACCGGCCAAGUUGAAACGGAGCACACCGCACAGUUCCAUCCUCCCGGGCAAAGAGAUGGCUUUUUCGCUGUUUGUCACAUUUCAUAUUCUGCCUUGCGUGUCUGGAAAAGGUCGACACUAGCGGAGGUUUUCAGAAGGCUGAAUCUGGAAGCGGAACGGUGUAAAAAUUAAAGUAUUGGGGACAUUGCUUCCCAUCAGUGUUGGAGGUGGUAGGUCCCAAUGACUGGUUUUGGGACCUUUUGUUUUUAAAGCUAUGUCCCCAUCUGUAAAAUGGGGUUAUAAUAGUAUCCACUUCCUAUGUGUAAGUCGUUGUGAAAUUAAUUGAGAUAGUGCCUGUAAGGUGUAUGCAUAUACCAAGUGCUGUGCACAAAGAGCUCUCAAUAAAUGUUAACUGU
Manis pentadactyla (Chinese pangolin) is the source of this 620-nucleotide messenger RNA. RefSeq names its product neuroepithelial cell-transforming gene 1 protein-like. The coding region runs from base 44 to 346 and encodes 100 amino acids. The record is from RefSeq and is a predicted model, not a curated record. Lineage: Eukaryota; Metazoa; Chordata; Mammalia; Pholidota; Manidae. The transcript has 2 exons.